Molecule: messenger RNA, 993 nt
Organism: Lindgomyces ingoldianus
Lineage: Eukaryota; Fungi; Ascomycota; Dothideomycetes; Pleosporales; Lindgomycetaceae
Exons: 11
Coding region: 1-993 (330 amino acids)
Source: RefSeq, a predicted model, not a curated record
AUGAGAUUUGCUGUAUAUACUAUUGAUGUUAGGAUCUGGCUAGAAUCUCCUCUCCCAAUUCUUUCGGCAAUAUGUUCCAUCGAGAAUUUACCAUACUAUCCAUUAGAAAUGAUAGGAGGGCAGAACUCUGGCUGCGCUCGGCAGCUCACUGUACUAAACUGGGCCAAUGAUGGGUCAAUAGGAAUCCAGGUUGGUGGCUUGUGGGUGGCAAUUGAAGCGUACGGUGAAAGCUUAGUGGACUUUGACCUAGAUCACUGGAAGUGCUUGGGAUUCUUGAAAAGGUAUGUAAUAUAUUGCAAACUGGAAGAAUGGAGUGCGAACUUAUAUCUCACUCGGACGCAAGACCAUAACGCAGUAUAUGAUGACAGUUUAACUAAUGUUUCGCUAGGAGGUCUUCUGCAAAAUGCCUGGGCAGGCGUUCUGCGAGCAAACACUCCUAUGACCUUCUUUUGCACCAAAUUCCUCAACCACGCAGAUUUGCCUUCCGUAAUCCUUUCAUUGUCACAUGCAUACUAUCGCCGCGAGGCUUUUUGCACAUAUCAAUAUAGAUACUCUAACCACAGAGCCCCGUAUUAUCAAGCUAUGAAAACCGCUACUGCCGCCGGCCCAUCCUCAUUGGAUAACCUAGACAAUCCUGAAGACCCCGAUAAACCCAAAGAUCGGACGCGGGUCAAUAUACUCAUUGUGGAAGCAGAAAACCCUGAAGUGGCUAUGGUAGACUUUGUUUCUCCUCACCCCAGGGGUCGUCGCUCUGUGGAAUGUCCGAUUUUCUCCACGCCACCAGUAUCCUUCGCACCCGAUAACGCACGCUCACCAAUGUCCAAUGGAAACAGAAGCAGGAGUUAUAGCGGUAGUAGCGUUAGUCUCAUACGUACUACGACAGAGUGCCAGAAGAUAACCAGCCCUAUGGAAAUUGUGCAGCAUAAGAAGGUGGGGAGAUCUUGGAGGUAUUUAGAAGGCUGGCAGGAAAGAAAGGAGUAUCUUAACGAGUAA